GCACGGAAUGGCUACACAUUCUAUAAGCAUCUACAAGCAGACGAUGGACACUGGCCAGGAGAGUAUGGUGGACCCAUGUUCUUGCUCCCCGGCCUUGUUAUUGGAUCUUACGUGACCGGCAUGCCCUUCAAGCAGGAAGAACGUCUGGAGAUGAUUCGCUACCUACUGAAUAGGGCAAAUCCAGAGGAUGGGGGCUGGGGAAUUCAUGUCGAAGGGCACUCCACGGUGUUCGGAACAGCGCUGAAUUACUGCGUUAUGCGUAUCCUCGGAGCUCCUGCCGACCAUCCUGCACUAGUGAAAGCGCGUGCCACCCUACAUGAGCUCGGAGGUGCGACAGGUGCCCCGGCGUGGGGCAAGUUUUGGCUUUCGGUCCUGAACGUGUAUGAAUGGGAAGGAAAUAAUCCCAUAACACCUGAAUUAUGGGUCUUCCCGGACUGGCUCCCGUUCCAUCCCCACAAAUGGUGGAUUCACACCCGCACUGUCUAUAUACCUAUGGCGUACCUUUAUGGCAUGCGUUACAAGAUGGAAGAGAAUGAUCUCAUCAUGGCUCUUCGAGAGGAGCUCUAUCCUACCAAUUAUUACCAAAUCGACUGGUCAGCACAGCGCAAUAACAUCGCCGAGGCGGACCUCUAUAUGCCUCACAGUACUCUUCUGAAUUCGAUGUACCUCAUCCUCAGCGCAUACGAACAAUGCGUAAUUCCGCCUGUUCGUCGCGCUGCCCUUGACAAGUGCUAUCAGCUCAUCGUCCGCGAAGACGAGAACACUGGCUACCAGACACUCGGUCCUGUUUCAAAAAUGAUGAACCUCAUCGUUCGCGCACUUGUCGAUGGACCCGAAAGUGAAGCGUAUAAAAAGCACAUGGCAGGACGAGACGACUUUAUGUGGGUUUGCGCCGACGGCAUGAUGAUGACGGGCACGAACGGGAGCCAGCUGUGGGACAUCGCGUUCAUUACACAAGCCCUUGUUGAGACCGGACUCGCCGAGGAGCCUGAGAACCGCGAUAGCCUGGUCAGGGCCCUCCAGUGGCUCGACAUGGCGCAGAUCAAAGACAAUCCGCGGCAUUUUACUGUAUCGUACCGCCAUCCUACCAAAGGCGCUUGGCCAUUCUCGACGCGGACGCAGGGCUACACCGUUAGCGACUGCACGGGGGAGGGCCUCAAGGCCGUGCUCUACAUUCAGAACCAUGUUGAGGAUGCACCGAAACUCGUCUCGGAACGGCGCAUGCAGGAUACCGUCGACAUCCUCCUGGGCAUGCAGAACGCGGACGGCGGCUUUGCGAGCUACGAGCUCAUUCGUGGGCCUGGUUGGCUCGAGUGGUUGAACCCGGCGGAAGUCUUUGGUGACAUCAUGAUCGAGCAUAGUUAUCCAGAGUGUACAACUUCUGUGAUCACCGCGUUAUCCAUCUUCCGUCGUCACUAUCCCGACUACCGCAAAGAUGACAUUGAUCGAGUGACGGUCGGCGCGGUCAGAUUCCUGCAUGCGGCGCAGAGGCCUGAGGGUGGAUGGUUCGGCUCGUGGGGCAUCUGCUUCACAUAUGCGACCCAGUUUGCUCUUGAGAGCCUGUCGCUCGUUGGAGAGACGUAUGAGACAAGUGCAUACGCACGACGGGCAUGCGAGUUCCUUAUUAGCAAACAGCGCGCGGAUGGCGGAUGGGGCGAGAGCUACAAAUCCUGCGAGCUCGGCAAAUGGGUCGAUCACGAAGACACCCAGGUCGUACAGACCUCAUGGGCAACAAUGGCACUCAUGUACGCCCGAUACCCGUACGCUGAGCCCAUAGAGCGCGCCGUAAGGCUCGUCAUGUCACGACAGCGGACAGAUGGCUCCUGGGCCCAGGAAGCGAUUGAGGGAGUGUUCAACAAGAAUGUCGCGAUUGCCUACCCGAACUUCAAGUUCUCGUUUACGAUCUGGAUGCUUGGCCGCACGCACAGGUAUCUCAAGGAGCUCAAAAGCAAGGCUAACGGCAAUGCUCAAACACAUUAGACUUGUUGAGAAUGCCUUAGAGUGUAGUACCUAUCCGUAGCCUACCUAGUUUGUUGCGUAAUGACUAAUCC
Molecule: messenger RNA, 2051 nt
Organism: Phanerochaete carnosa HHB-10118-sp
Lineage: Eukaryota; Fungi; Basidiomycota; Agaricomycetes; Polyporales; Phanerochaetaceae
Exons: 6
Coding region: 76-1980 (634 amino acids)
Biological process (GO): ergosterol biosynthetic process; triterpenoid biosynthetic process
Cellular component (GO): lipid droplet
Molecular function (GO): lanosterol synthase activity
Source: RefSeq, a predicted model, not a curated record